This is a messenger RNA of Carcharodon carcharias (great white shark), 3780 nucleotides long. RefSeq names its product exportin 7 (gene xpo7). The record is from RefSeq and is a predicted model, not a curated record. Gene Ontology annotation, biological process: protein export from nucleus. The coding region runs from base 609 to 3416 and encodes 935 amino acids. Gene Ontology annotation, cellular component: cytoplasm; nuclear pore. Gene Ontology annotation, molecular function: small GTPase binding; nuclear export signal receptor activity. Lineage: Eukaryota; Metazoa; Chordata; Chondrichthyes; Lamniformes; Lamnidae. The transcript has 28 exons.
AGUGCGCAGGUGCGCAGACGGCAGCCCUGAGUCGAGCGGGUGGGAGACGAUAUAAAAACAAAAAUAGCUGGAAAAACUCAGCAGGUCUGACAGCGUCUGCGGAGAGGAAGACAGUUAAACGUUUCGAGUCCGUAUGACUGUUCACCAGAACUAUGGAAAAAUAGCAUGCCAGCUUAGCCCAGCUAGAGAUACUGUGUAAACAGCUCUAUGAAACCACUGACACAUCGACUCGCCUGCAGGCGGAGAAGGCCCUGGUUGAAUUCACUAAUAGCCCAGACUGUCUGAGCAGAUGCCAAUUGCUCCUAGAAAGAGGAAGUUCGUCAUAUUCGCAGUUGUUGGCGGCAACCUGCCUUACAAAGCUAGUGUCACGAACGAAUAACCCUUUGCCUUUAGAACAACGCACCGACAUACGAAACUAUGUCUUGAAUUACUUGGCCACUAGGCCAAAGCUGGCAAACUUUGUAACACAAGCCCUCAUCCAGCUGUUUGCCAGAAUCACCAAACUGGGCUGGUUUGACUGCCAGAAGGAUGAGUACGUGUUCAGGAACGUCAUUGCAGAUGUCACGAGAUUCUUGCAGGACAGCGUUGAGCACUGUGUCAUAGGAGUAAUGAUUCUUUCCCAGUUAACAAAUGAAAUAAACCAGGCUGACACUACACACCCACUGACAAAACAUAGGAAAAUUGCAUCAUCGUUUAGAGACACGUCACUAUUUGAUAUCUUCACACUUUCGUGCAAUUUACUAAAGCAGGCAUCUGGAAAGAGCUUGAAUCUGAAUGACGAAAGUCAGCAUGGUCUCCUCAUGCAACUUCUCAAAUUGGCUCACAACUGCCUCAACUUUGACUUCAUUGGUACAUCGACGGAUGAGUCCUCAGAUGACCUCUGUACUGUCCAGAUUCCAACCAGCUGGAGGUCAGCUUUCCUGGAUUCGUCAACUUUGCAGUUGUUUUUCGACUUGUACCAUUCCAUCCCUCCAUCACUGUCCCCUCUGGUGUUAUCUUGUUUAGUACAGAUAGCUUCGGUCCGGAGAUCACUAUUUAACAACGCAGAAAGAGCAAAGUUCCUGUCUCACUUAGUGGACGGAGUGAAGAGGAUAUUAGAAAACCCACAGGGCUUGUCCGACCCGAACAAUUACCAUGAGUUCUGCAGGUUAUUGGCUCGGUUGAAGAGUAACUAUCAGCUGGGAGAGCUGGUGAAAGUGGAAAACUAUCCUGAGGUCAUCCGGCUGGUAGCUAAUUUCACUGUGACCAGUCUUCAGCACUGGGAAUUUGCCCCAAACAGUGUACACUACCUACUUAGCUUGUGGCAGCGUUUGGCUGCCUCUGUACCUUAUGUCAAAGCCACAGAACCACACAUGUUGGAAACGUAUACACCUGAAGUCACAAAAGCAUACAUCACCUCCAGACUAGAAUCUAUUCAUAUCAUUCUGAGGGACGGGUUGGAAGACCCGCUGGACGACACUGGUCUAGUUCAGCAACAGCUGGACCAACUGUCCACCAUCGGCCGCUGUGAGUAUGAGAAGACAUGUGCUCUGUUGGUGCAACUCUUCGAUCAGUCAGCACAGACCUACCAGGAGUUGUUGCAGAGUGCAAAUGCCAGUGCUAUCGACAUUGCUGUACAGGAAGGUCGUUUGACGUGGCUGGUGUACAUUAUUGGGGCUGUGAUUGGGGGCAGAGUUUCCUUUGCAAGUACAGACGAACAGGAUUCAAUGGAUGGAGAACUAGUUUGCCGUGUUUUACAGCUGAUGAACUUGACUGACUCUCGACUGGCUCAGGCAGGCAAUGAGAAGCUGGAACUGGCCAUGCUCAGCUUCUUUGAGCAGUUUCGGAAGAUUUACAUCGGAGAUCAGGUCCAAAAAUCCUCAAAGUUGUAUCGUAGGCUGUCUGAGGUCCUGGGGCUAAACGAUGAGACAAUGGUCCUGAGCGUUUUCAUCGGAAAAAUAAUUACCAACCUGAAGUUCUGGGGAAGGUGUGAGCCAAUCACGUCAAAGACACUUCAGCUUCUGAAUGAUCUCUCCAUAGGAUACAGCAGCGUGAGGAAGCUGGUGAAACUCACUGCUGUUCAGUUCAUGCUGAACAAUCACACAAGUGAACACUUUUCAUUCCUGGGCAUCAAUAACCAAUCAAACCUGAGUGACAUGCGUUGCCGCACCACCUUCUACACAGCACUUGGACGAUUGCUUAUGGUUGAUCUAGGUGAGGAUGAAGACCAGUUUGAGCAAUUCAUGCUCCCCUUAACUGCGGCAUUUGAAACAGUGGCACAAAUGUUUAAUUCAAACACAUUCAAUGAACAAGAUGCUAAGCGAACACUGGUUGGCCUGGUGAGAGAUCUGAGGGGAAUUGCCUUUGCCUUCAAUGCUAAGACCAGCUUUAUGAUGUUGUUUGACUGGAUCUAUCCCACCUACAUGCCAAUACUACAGCGUGUUGUUGAACUUUGGUAUCAUGACCCAGCCUGUACCACGCCCAUCCUCAAACUGAUGGCUGAACUGGUCCACAACAGGUCACAGCGGCUGCAGUUUGAUGUGUCUUCUCCAAAUGGGAUCCUCCUUUUUCGAGAGACCAGUAAAAUGAUUACAACCUACGGUAACCGUAUCCUCACCUUGGGAGAGGUGCCAAAGGACCAAGUUUACGGAUUGAAGUUGAAGGGAAUUUCCAUUUGCUUCUCCAUGUUGAAGGCAGCUCUCAGUGGCAACUACGUUAACUUUGGGGUCUUCCGUCUAUAUGGUGACGAUGCCCUUGACAAUGCUUUGCAAACAUUCAUUAAGCUACUCCUAUCAAUCCCUCACAGUGACCUACUGGAUUAUCCCAAGCUCAGUCAGUCCUACUAUUCCUUGUUAGAAGUUCUCACCCAGGACCACAUGAACUUUAUUGCCAGCCUGGAACCUCAUGUUAUCAUGUACAUUCUCUCCUCUAUUUCAGAAGGUCUUACUGCACUGGACACAAUGGUGUGUACAGGUUGCUGCUCAAGUCUGGACCACAUUGUAACAUACCUCUUCAAGCAGCUGUCUCGCAGCACAAAGAAACGAACAACACCGCUAUCCCAGGAGAGUGACCGCUUCCUACACAUCAUGCAGCAGCACCCUGAAAUGAUUCAGCAGAUGCUGUCCACAGUUCUGAACAUUAUCAUCUUUGAAGACUGCAGAAAUCAGUGGUCCAUGUCACGCCCGCUGCUUGGAUUAAUUCUCCUAAAUGAAAAGUAUUUUGCUGAUUUGAGGAACAGCAUAGUGAACAGCCAACCUCCAGAGAAGCAACAAGCCAUGCACCUCUGCUUUGAGAACCUGAUGGAAGGGAUUGAACGCAACUUACUGACCAAGAACAGAGACAGAUUCACCCAGAACCUCUCGGUGUUUCGUAGAGAAGUGAACGACUCAAUGAAGAACUCGACGUACGGUGUCAACAGCAGCGACAUGAUGAGCUGACGCAUGUCUGAAUCUCACCUCCCACGUGGUUGGAAGGGGUCAAGGAAGGGAGGGAAGUGCAUCUGUGAUGUUACACGGGAGGCGGUGGGGGGGGGGGGUGGAGGGAAGAGGCAGAGUUCAGUCGGACAGCUCCCAGGGGUCGCAGGUACAAGGGCAGCGCCCACAGCUUCCCCCCUCCUCAAUUCCCCAACAUCGGACUGCAGGACUUGUCACUGUCCCUCCCUUCGAUAACAAAAUUAUGGCAGCGAGUGCUUUUGUGUUCUCGCCCCCUCAUCUGCCUUGUAUAAACUUGUACAUUUUUUUUUCUUAAGACAUUUUGAACAAUGUUUAUAUGAAAUCAAUUAAAAGAGAGAGAGAAACGAAA